GUGGAAGCUUUGGGGAACUAACAUUUUUCCUGCGAAUGUGGGCUACCUUACAGAAUUCAUAAGUUCAUUCCGCGGAAACAUCGUGCCACGACAAAAUCCUGCUGAGGAUGAUAAUGAGAAAAUGUGCAUUAAGUGUUCAGUACGCCCUGCUACGACAUUAUAGCGGUCAUGGCUCAUGCGGACUUCGUCUGAUCUGUGUACCAUGAAUCCACUAAGUAUUCUCCCAAUUGUAUAAUACCACGUUGUUGAUACUGAGAUGAUGAUGAGGCGGAGGACGACAGCAAUGGCGAUGACAUAGAAGACGACGGUGAUUGAAUUUAUUCGUAGUUUGUCAGACACGUAGGCCUAUUACUCCCUUAAGUUACGAAAUAAAAUCGCGGAGGAAAUAAUUCGCAAUAGAAUAGACGAUCUUAAUACCAAGUUUUUAUCAACAAUUAGUUUGCUAUUCUUUAAAAAAAACCCACUGAUGAAUGAAAUCUCAAGCACACAACCUAUCAUUAGAUAGUUAGAUGUUCCAAGAGUGAAGGGUUAAAAUCAGCAUUCCAUGUUUAUACCUUAGAUGGACCAAAAACCUGGGUUAAUCAUAUUCCAUAAACCAACGACGCAAAUUAAUUUUCUGAUAUGAUUUUUGUAUUGCAUGCAAUUAGCAAUCAAUUGUUAGAAAUUAAUCUGAUGUGUGGCUCAAUUGCUGCCGCAGUUUCAUAAUUCGUUGAUGAUGAAAACAAAUUUAGGUCGACAGUUGACCUCCAAUAUUGUUUAUAUGUUCAAAUCUGCUGACCUCAGUAAACAAGACGUGAUUCUGCGUUGUAACACGAACCAGUGAGGCCUACGACUUUAAAAUAAGUAUAAUCACGAUUAACUAUUUAACUAUGUAUAUCAAGUUUUGUUCCUCAGCCUUAUACGUUUCUGUUGGCUAUAUUAGCCUCCACCUGUUUGAUAUUAGUAUUAGUAUGAGAUUAAACCCGCAACCUGCUACUGGUCAGACAGACUAGUGCUUAGUUCUAAUUCUGAAUCUAGGUGGUUUUUUAAACUGCAACAUAAUUAUUGUGCCGACGCUAUUUUGCCGGUUUGGGCGCGUGUGUUUCACAUCGGUCUAUUACACGUAUACAUGUACAUGUAAGAUAGGAUUUUUGCGCCCCUCAACCGGCUCUGUAAAUAGCGUCGUCGCGGUAUACAUGUAUGUAUCUGCUCAACUCUGGACCACAAUGGUGAAAAAACAACUAGCAAUAUCGCGCAAGGGAGACUAUGACAAUUUCCAAAAUCAACAUCAAGGCCGUACCAAUGAUUCUGUCACAAUAAUUAUCAAAAAUAAAUCAGAGUAUUUGUUGGCAGAGUCAGUUACACAGUAAUUGUUGACCUAUUUAUUGAUACACUGGACAAAUUUGUUGUUGGGGACUUUGGCCCGUUAAAGAAAUCAAACCAUUUUAAAUUAGAAAAUGCUUUAGCUCGUCUGAAUUAUUCUUUAAGGUUUCAUGAUAGACCGGGGUAAGUGUAGUCGGAUAACAAUCUCUUGUUGAUAUCAGACUAUUAACACCAAAUUAAACUCUUAGUCUUUGUCCUGAUCAAUUGCGUUUGAAAUGAUCGAAACAUUUACCCUAUUUCGUCGGUAGGAAAAGCUGAAACCAUGUGUGUACAAUGUAUAUCAGCCUCAAGUAGUCCUCGUAUUGAUCAAAUGUGGCACUGACCUUUACAAAGAUAGAAGGGAAACAUGAACAGGGGCAGGGGCAUCCUGGAAUAACCGGUGGGUUUCAAUAUACUUUAAAACUUUUUUGUAAUGAGGAAGGAGUGAAAAAAGCCUGAAUCCCAGGAUGGGUCAGGGGAGUCGUCAUCCUAUGGUAGUACUCGUGUCCCCUUUCCUUCUUGAACUAUUGGUCCGACUGCUACUAUAAUUUUAACAUCAGGUAAUGAGUUAUGCCAGUGGAAGUAUGUUUAUCAUUGUGAACCACUUAAUAUUCAGAACAUAUUUACAGAAACAUUUCAUCAAUGUAUGUUUUUAACUAAUACUUGUAAAAAAUAAGACUAUUAAUUGUUUCUACAUUGUUUUACUUGAUUACAAACAGUUUUAUUUUAGCACUGAGUUAUGGCUGCACUAAUUUAUAUGCAAUACUUCUUACUAGUAGUCUCAUUAAUAAACAAUGCUGCAGUGAAAUUCCUCUGGCCUAAUUAUUUCCCGCUGGUGGAUAGAUACGUGUACGCAUGCAGCAGAGUAAUUCAGGACACGGGGAAUGACGCUUGUGGAUGCGUAACAGAAUGCAUCCGCUACAUUUAAUACGGUGUAGACCUUGUCGCUGAUCAACUUCAUAUGGGUAUUUGAUGAACGGAUUGUGUAAGGAGAAUCUCAGAAGCUCAGUGUAUAUCGAGCCACGAUGGGUACAUCCAAAGGACUAGCGUUUCUGUUACUAGCUUUAUUACAGUCGACAAGACACUCGGAUUGCGAACGCGUCAGCAAGUGUAUGGAUAAAGUAGUUGAAUUCAGCUGUCCCAGGAAUGAAGUAAUCUGGAUCAAAGAUGCAUAUUCUUGCAAGAAGUGUGAAGGCACGAAGUGCGUCGGAAGCCGGCAUGAAAGCUCCGAUGUGAAUUUACUCUGGGACCUAUGUAAUCUACGUGACGUCUGUGACCUCAAGGUGACGUGGUAUCGUUUAGAUUUGGAUUACGAAUGUGUGCCGCUUCAACAAAUUCCCAUGUACAACAUCUGUACCAAUGCAGAGAUCAAGAAGAAUGCCUUUUACCUCUUUAGCCCUGGAUACCCCAAGGAUCUGUCCAACAAUAGACACUGCGAAUGCUCCACAGAGUUGAAGAAACCAACUAACUUUAGCGUGACAAUUCAUCACGGACGAUUUCAGUCUCCAGAACUGGAAAUAAAGUUGGAUAAUUUCGUCAGGGGUCCAUUAGGCGUCACCAAUCUGCCCAUUCCUAAAGAAGAAUUCAAAGUGGUUUACACAAACAAUAAAGAUAAUACAGACCACCGGCUUUGGAUGAAGAUAUUGGUGAACGAGGACAUCACAUUAACAUGUAGGGAUGUGAAAGCAAUGCAAGUCGGCGGUGGAAGUACGACCAAUGCUGGUGCUAGAGGUUUAACCAUAGCCAUGAUUUUUGUGGGCUGUAUCGUCGGUACUUUGUGUAUCCUCAUCCCAGCUGCUCUCAUAUACAGGAGGAAGAGACGGCAGGUAAUCAAAGCUGCAGAAGUUGGGGUCGGCAGUCAUGGUAGCAGUAAAGGUGACCAUGUCCGCGACAAGAUGAUGCUGAACCUGUACGGGCCCGAGCACCAGGGACCUAAGCAAAACGGCGGAGUGAAAGUCGCGCAGACGGAGUUAGGUGUGAUGAAGGUAAAUGAUCUGUACGGCUCCGGCGAGGAUGUUCCCGGUAACAGAGAGAGCCACGCCUACCAGGUCGCAGGGUUUCACCUGAAGGAUAAAGACGUUUGUGGGCGAUAUAAGAGAGGCAGUAAUGUGUACGCGUACGCAGACUUGAAAGGCGACGCCGGGAAUUCGCACAUGAAAGAAAAUGACUUGUAUCAACCUACUGAGUUUACAGGUAACAAUGGUGGGGGACAGCCAAACGUUUCCACCGGUGAAACAUCUCAUAUGAAGGAAAAUGACUUGUACCAGUCAGCGGAUGUCGGCAGUGGUGUUUUGCAUAACGAUGACGACCUCUUCCAUAUGAAAGAAAAUGACUUAUACCAACCGACCGAUUUCAACGGGGAUGGCUACAUGAAAGACAAUGAUCUAUACACUCCGGCCGAUGUCACUGGUUACAACCGAAGGCCGAGGUCCCUACCAAGACCAAGAACAUUACCAAAGCCCAAGGCACUACCGAAGCCCAUGAGGAAAUCGGAACAUGGGGACAGCGAUGCUCCAACAACUCUGCCGAAACCAACACGAGUAUCUGAGGAAAUCUAUCAAGAUAUCGGGCAAUAGAUUCCUCUAGGCUUGCUUUUACAGUCACGACAAUAGGAUUUUCUGAAGCAUGAUUUUAUAGAAAAAAAAUUCUGAUGACGUGAGAGGUCAGUUGUUUCUGUCGAACAGUAACGAACAGUAAGAAACAGCUAGACUAAAAUUGAUGCUUACCCAAGAGUGUUUCGUUUUGGUGAUGCCGAGAGUUCUCAAUGGACAUAGGGACAUAGGAUGGCAUGCGAACUGAGUAAAAUCACGAUUGAGUCCGUGGUACUGGUAAGAUUAACUGGGCUCUCUCUGGUAGGGCGGUAUCAAAAUUAUAGUAAAGUGCCUCUCAGGACUUGUUCAGAAGUUACAGUACAAGGUACUUAAGAAGCUGAAGUGUAAAUUGAUAUCUUAUAAAAUUUUGUACAAGUGUAUACAUUCAGAGUCGGUGUAAAGUGUGUGUAGGACUACAGAAAAAAAUAGCGUAUUUUUCUUUGUGUUCCUAGUUGGUAUCCUAGUGACGAUUAGCGUAAUUCGAAUGCCAGUAAGAUGUGGCCACAGUGGUAAUCGAAGCACAGAAUUUUGUAAUAACUAUAUUUCAAGAAAUUUGUGAUGUAUAAAUAUUAUAGUACUUAUAUUACAAUAAUUGCUGUGGCACAUCAGAAAUGAGUCUGCAAAUAUAGAACUCGUGUAUGUGUAUAUCCAAGGAAACCGUGAUUUGCACGACGAUUCCAUAACCUAUUAUCUACUCAAGUCAAUAAUCUAAACCACAAACUUUCGUGUCUGAAACAUACACUGCGUGUUACUCAGAGUUAGAUUACCUGCAUGCAUGCUCCGGAUCGUACUCUUUGCCUUCAAGAAGACUUCAUUUCUUCAAUAUGAUUACAAUGGCGAUUUG
Messenger RNA from Lineus longissimus, 4776 nucleotides. RefSeq lists its product as uncharacterized. The record is from RefSeq and is a predicted model, not a curated record. Lineage: Eukaryota; Metazoa; Nemertea; Pilidiophora; Heteronemertea; Lineidae. Bases 2367 to 3917 code for a protein of 516 amino acids. The transcript is spliced from 7 exons.